AGAGAGAAAAUUUACAUGAGCCCUUUCGAACCCUCGUUAUAUCAUUCCAGUACAGUACAUGCAUACACUUCGGUAUUGAUGAAUUGUAAAACUGCACGUCGAUCAGUUUAUAAUUCCUCAAAUUGAAUGCUUUGAAACCCUCAGAAGAGCAGCCAGACAUCAGUAGUCCCUUCCUCUAAUCGAUUCGCACAGAAAUGCUUAAAUCCUCAGAUGAGAGUGAGAAAAAGAACAUGGCUAGGAAGGUUAAAGAUUCAGAAAUUGUUGUACCAAUUGUGUACGGUAAUAUCGCAUUUUGGCUUGGGAAGAAGGCAAGCGAUUACCAGUCUCAUAAAUGGACGGUUUAUGUUCGAGGAGCAGGAAAUGAGGACCUGGGUGUGGUGAUAAAGCGUGCUGUUUUCCAAUUGCAUUCCAGUUUUAAUAACCCAACUAGGACUGUUGAAAGCCCUCCUUUCGAGUUAUCUGAGUCUGGAUGGGGUGAAUUUGAAAUUAUCAUCACUCUUCAUUUCCACAGUGACGUUACUGAUAAUCCAUUGCACUUGUAUCAUCAUUUGAAGUUAUACCCAGGGGAUGAGUCUGGCCCUUUGUCCACUAAGAAGCCUGUUGUUGUGGAAUCCUACGAUGAAAUUGUUUUCCUUGAGCCUUCUGAGGGAUUUUUAUCACGAGUGAAAAAUCAUCCUGCAGUUAUUGAGCCUAGACUACCUGCGGGCAUUACUUUGCCUCCUGUGCCAAUGGAUGAUGUUGACAAAAGGAAGAGAGGUGACACCAAUGAUCAUCCGUUGAGCCAGUGGUUUGGCAAUUUUUCUGAGGCAGAUGAACUAUUAAUACUUGCUGGUGCUCGCCAACAGGUGCAAGCUCAAAUUGCAAGACUCAGAAGGCAGUUGAGUUUGGUGGAGGGGCAGCCUCCACAGCUGAAAUCUACCUCUGACCUGUAAAUGCGCACUAUAUCUCAUUAUGAGAAAUAUUCUUAUUCUGAGAUUCUUGUAAUGUUAAUUCACUACACCGAGGAAAACUUUGUACUUGUUCCAUUUUCUUGCCAGAUAAGAAAGCGUAAGACAUAAUUAUUGUGAAAAUGUAAUGCAAUUGAUGAUGUGAUGUGUAUAUAGUAGAUUUUUAUUUGAGAGUUUGCUUAAGGUUCAGACUGCAUUAUGUCGUAUGGUUGAACCAUGUGCUCAAAGACUCUCUAGAGUAUGCAUUUCUUGUUAUGAAGUUAUUUUACAUUCUGGAA
Messenger RNA from Olea europaea var. sylvestris, 1225 nucleotides. RefSeq names its product transcription initiation factor TFIID subunit 14b-like. NCBI's taxonomy places the organism in Eukaryota, Viridiplantae, Streptophyta, Magnoliopsida, Lamiales, Oleaceae. The record is from RefSeq and is a predicted model, not a curated record. The transcript has 6 exons. Gene Ontology annotation, biological process: regulation of DNA-templated transcription. Bases 195 to 932 code for a protein of 245 amino acids.